Messenger RNA from Lactuca sativa (garden lettuce), 1248 nucleotides. The record is from RefSeq and is a predicted model, not a curated record. Lineage: Eukaryota; Viridiplantae; Streptophyta; Magnoliopsida; Asterales; Asteraceae.
AUGAGGAAAGAUAAAACGAUAUUUGUGAUUCUUCAUAUUGUCAAUACAAUAUUCAUAAAAAUGGUGAGCAGCAACAAAACGGUAAAUCAGAUUAAGGCAAUGUAUGUGUUGGGUGAUUCUUCUGUUGAUUGUGGAGAAAACACACUCUUUUUCCCAUUUCUCCUUAAUAAUCUCUCUUUACACCCUUGUGAUGGUCCUCCUUCUGCCAUUCUUCCUCAUCUUCUUGCAAAGAAGAUCGGAUUGCCAUAUCCAAUACCUUUCUAUAGCCAGAAUGGAUCGACGGAGGUGCUCCUCCGUGGGGUGAAUCUAGGGUCAACCGGAGCCACCAUCAUGAGCAACCCAACCAACUCAGUCCUCCAGUCCCUCAACCAGCAGCUUCGCCAAGCAUUUGAGAUUUUUCAGCUACUACAACUGGAACUUGGCCAAGAAACUGCUACUAACUUCAUCCAAUCCUCCACCCUAUUCUACCUCUCUUUUGGCAAAGACGACUACAUUGAUAUCUUCCGCAGCAAAUCCGCCAAGAGUCCAGGAUCAAAUGAAACGCAGGUGUCACGUAUUUUGGUGGAUCAAAUGACUAACGCAAUCCAGUAUCUGUAUGGUUCAAGUGUGAGGAAGUUUGUAUUUAUGGGGAUACUGCCUUUAGGAUGUGCACCUAGGUUUUCUCAAUGGACGAAUAAUGCAGUGAGUGGUGGUGGUCACAGUGGAGAUAGGGUGGUUUGUGCAGAUGAGAUCAACAAUCUUAUAUUGGAGUAUAAUGCUUUUCUGGAAAACCGUAUUAUAAGCCUUAAUGUUGAAUUAGCUGAUGCACAGUUGAUUUUUUGUGACGUUUAUCGCAUGAUGAUGGAGAUCAUCAAAAACCCAAACGCGUAUGGAUUUGAGAAUGUGAAUAGUGCAUGUUGUGGGAUAGGCAUGGAUAAUGGGAUGAGUGGCUGCAUGUCCAUGAACAUGGUUUGCAAAAACCCUUCAACCUAUGUUUGGUGGGAUCUAUUCAACCCUGGACGUGUAGUCAGCUCACUGCUUGCUGACUCAGCCUGGUCUGGCCAAUUAUUGCCCGACAUUUGUCGCCCUACCACCCUCCAGAAGCUGGUACCCACCACCAUUACCAACACACAACACUACCACCAACCACCACCCAUUACUACUGCUCGUCACCACGACCACCACCCAUCACCUACCAAAACCACCACCAUUGCCACUCGCCACGACAACCCACCACCAUCACCUAUCACCACCACCCAUUACCUAUAG